GUGCCAAAUGAAAUAGAAAGAAGUCGCUUAAUGAAAAUUCUAUGUAACCCAUUUGCCUCCUCUGCCCCUCUCUUUCACACCCACUCCAUCGACUCUCUUCUCCCUCACGCGAUUCUCCUUCAUGGCAUCUCUCCUGCUGGAAGCAAGAACCCUGGAGUCUCCUGCCUAUGGAAAGAACCCCUUCAUUCCAUUUGAACCUCUUUCCCCUUUCCCUCUUUCUCUCUUCAAUUCUGAAUGUGUGUUCCUCUCAGAAAUUAGGGUUUUUUCUUUCCCUCUUUCCUCUUCAACAUCUCUUCUUCUUUGUUUUCUUUCAGUUUAAGAAGCUUGGAGCUAAGAACGUUCAAGCUGGCGUAGGAUGUGGAGUUGGUUUUGGCCAUGGUUUUGGAAUUGCCCACCGCAUUGUAGAAAAUUCAAACUUCUUUUGUUCCAUGACAAAGGUGAUGACGAAGUUAGGCCUUGGUCCCAAAUUACCUUUUGGUCAAGGUGCUCUUCCAAGUUCAUUACAAGGAGGUAUGAGCAUGCUGAGUAAUUCUUCAAGCCAAAAUCCAAUGGGAAGUAUCAUGCAGUUGGCAACAAAAGUUCCAGACCACGCUUCUCAAAGUUUGACUGGAUAUGAAAAUAAAAGUACAGAUUCAAGUUACACAAUUACUUCGUCAUCAAAAAACUCUUCAAUUGAGACACCCUUUGGUAGUAUGACAGAAAAGGUUCUCAGUAAUUUUCUACAGAGUCCAGUUUUGAAGGGAGAAGGAAGCGAACUAAAUGAAGUGGAUGGACGGCAGAGAUCAGAAAACACCAUGCUACACAUGGUAUUGAAACACCAGAAAGUAAUUGAAGAGUUGAAGGAGGAGAAUGAGAAGCUUCGCCAAAUACUAGUUGAAGAGCUGAAAAUACCGUUUGAAAAGCUGCACACGAAUUCUUCAAGUAAAAAUAAUUAUCCAUGUUCUGAUUGUUUUGAAUGUAGAAGAAGACAUAGGAAAAAAAUAGACUGAAGAUAUACAUCAUGGAAUGCUAGUGCCCUUACCAUUAUCAUAUAUUAUGUUUUACCAAGUAGUCUAGAUUACCAUACCAACAUGUGAACAGAAAUUCUUCCAGGAAAAUACAAAGAAAAUUUAUUA
Molecule: messenger RNA, 1115 nt
Organism: Humulus lupulus (European hop)
Lineage: Eukaryota; Viridiplantae; Streptophyta; Magnoliopsida; Rosales; Cannabaceae
Exons: 5
Coding region: 168-989 (273 amino acids)
Source: RefSeq, a predicted model, not a curated record